Molecule: messenger RNA, 2022 nt
Organism: Prosopis cineraria
Lineage: Eukaryota; Viridiplantae; Streptophyta; Magnoliopsida; Fabales; Fabaceae
Product: membrane protein of ER body 2-like
Exons: 10
Coding region: 11-1828 (605 amino acids)
Source: RefSeq, a predicted model, not a curated record
UCUGUGAAUAAUGGAAGAAGUAAUGAAGCAAUGGAGCGAGAAAGAAGAAGAAGAAGAAGAAGAAGAAGCAGAGGUUGAGGUUCAAGAAGAGGGCUUAGUUAGACGCCAAGUUCACACGCAGGUCACCACCAUUGUUACUACUUCAAGUAUUGAUAUUCAAGGGCAAGUAACCUCUGAAACAUAUGAUGUUUCCAGUGACAUUGAGAAGAGCAUUACUUCACUUUCCUCUGAUCCUAUCAUUCCUGGGGAUUCAACUUCUCCCCAGAUUUUCACAAUUGAAAGUGAAAAAAGGCAAGAGAUCUUUGAAACAAAGGACUAUUUCAGUGACAUAAAGAAAAAAAACAUUGCUUCACCACCCUCUGAUCCUCUCAUUCCUGGGGUCUCAACUUCUCCCAAAAAUGUGACAAUAGAAAGUGAAAAAACGCAAGAGAUCUCUGGAACAAAGCUUUAUUUCAGUGACAUUGAGAAGAAGAACUUUGCUUCACCUUCCUCUGAUCCUAUUAUUCCUGUGUAUUCAACUUCUCCCAAAUAUAUCACUACUGAAAGUGAAAGAGUUGGCAUAAUAACAGAGAAUGUGCAAUUGGUGAAAGAACUAUAUCUGGAAAGUCUUUAUCAGAAGCCACCCACACAGGGAUUCUAUUGUCCCAAUUGUAGGGCUUGUAUCCAGAAAGUUUUGAUUUUGGAUACAGUGAGGGAAGAACCUGGUGUUCCUGCACAACCUCUUCCACCAUUGGAUAGAUUCAGAUGCUCAACUUGCUUCAGUUUCCUCAUCCCAAUAGGUAGUUGGCUCUUUCCUGGGUCGGCACAUGGUCAAGAAGAAAUACCUGAAGAUGUACAAGAAACAAUGGUUCCAGCCCCUGAUAAAUUUCCUCCUGAUUCAGGAAGUCAAAUGUUGCAACCUGAACCAAUAAUUUCUGAUGGCGCAAGUAAAACUCAAGAUGCAUCAUAUCAAGCUAUUGAAAUCCCAGAAGAUGAGCCAGGCCCAGAUGGAUCUACAGCCACACCUUCACGUUGGGGGCUUUUAGCUAGUGCUUUAGCGUUUGCUAUACCAAAAAAACCUCAAGCAGAUAUUUCAAAAAUUCCAGAACAGAAACCAGUUGAAGACGUUGUACGUGAUGGAGUAAGCACUGAGCCUCCGGCAAGCACAACACGCGCUCCUACAAUUACAGCAGGUGAAGUUCAAGAACCAGGAAGCAGUAAGACAUGGGAUAUUCUGAAAAGUAUUGUGUAUGGUGGUCUGGUUGAAUCUAUUGCAAGCCUUAGUAUUGUGGCAUCUUCAGCAAGUGCAGAUGCUGCCACAUUGAGCAUUAUAGCUCUGUCUCUUGCAAACCUGAUUGGAGGACUCUUCAUCCUUGUUCAUCAUAUCUGGGACCUGAAAGCUGAGGAACAAAGUACAAAUGAAGUUGUAGAUCGAUACCAUCUUUCCCUAGGGAAGAGGGAAAAUUUCUAUCUUCAUCUGUGCAUAGCCAUGUUAUCAUUCAUCAUAUUUGGGGUAGUGCCACCAUUAGCGUAUGGCUUGACCUUCUACGAGGUCAACAACAAGAAUGUGGCGCUUGCAGCGGUUGCCGGAGCGGCUGUAAUAUGCAUCACUCUUCUGGCCAUCACAAAAACUUACAUCCAGAGGCCAAAUACUUAUCUAACAUAUCUCAAAACAGUGCUUUACUAUCUCAGCACUGGAGCUUUGACCUCUGUAAUUUCUUACUUGGCUGGUGUUCUUAUUAGGGAACUUUUGGAGAAGCUUGGAAUUGGCUCUGAGAGCUCAUCAGGUUUCACCCUGAUGCUACCCGAGAUGAGUGUAAUUGAGAAGCCUAGAUUUGGAUCCUACUGAUAAGCAUUGUGUUUCAUAGAUAGAGAUUAAUUGUAAUCUGGGGCAAUGAGGGAGCUUAGGUUUUGAUUGGGGAUUUAAGUCUUUUAGGCUGAGAUUUAUGUUGUAGUAGUUGGAUUAGAUUGUGCCUUUAUUUGCAUUGAGGUAAUUAGGAUUGUUACUCUUUGAUUAUUGAAUUAAAAAUUAAGCCUUGAGAA